Mercenaria mercenaria is the source of this 432-nucleotide messenger RNA. Its product is annotated as WAP four-disulfide core domain protein 3-like. Gene Ontology annotation, biological process: innate immune response; antibacterial humoral response. NCBI's taxonomy places the organism in Eukaryota, Metazoa, Mollusca, Bivalvia, Venerida, Veneridae. The transcript is spliced from 3 exons. The annotation marks the transcript as partial. The record is from RefSeq and is a predicted model, not a curated record. Gene Ontology annotation, molecular function: peptidase inhibitor activity; protein binding. Gene Ontology annotation, cellular component: extracellular region.
UAUUAUCAAUCCACAGUUGAAAAACUUGGCCAAUGUCCACGUCGGACUGGGGUUGGAAUCUGUGUAAGCUUGUGUACAGGCGAUUCAAGUUGUCCAGGGGACCAGAAAUGUUGUAGUAAUGGGUGUGGUCAUAGAUGUAUGUCGCCGAUAAGCGGAGGAAGAUCGUGCUUCUAUAAAGGUGAAAUGCGAAUGGACGGUGAAACAUUUAAAGAUAGGUGCAAUGAAUGCACGUGUAAUGAUGGUCAUGUUUCCUGUACGGAGAAGGCUUGUGGUUCAAAACCUGGCAGAUGCCCCCGUCCCAGUGGAAUAGGAAUAUGUGUAGAACUGUGUACUGACGACUCCAUUUGCCAUAGGAGACGGAAAUGCUGUAGUAAUGGUUGUGGUCAUACAUGUGCUCUCCCUGCAGGCGGAGGAUAGUACAGUUUAAUAUGG